Molecule: messenger RNA, 4217 nt
Organism: Lytechinus pictus (painted urchin)
Lineage: Eukaryota; Metazoa; Echinodermata; Echinoidea; Temnopleuroida; Toxopneustidae
Product: nck-associated protein 5-like
Exons: 5
Coding region: 1-681 (226 amino acids)
Biological process (GO): microtubule bundle formation; microtubule depolymerization
Cellular component (GO): microtubule plus-end
Source: RefSeq, a predicted model, not a curated record
AUGAGAGAGAAGCUGUCUGUAGCCAGACUCCAGAGGGAGCUAGCUAAAGCCAAGAGUGAGGGCAACAUGAAAGAGACGACGAUGCGGGAGCUGAUGCAAGAGCGUGAGGCCCGUAGUUCUCUGGAGAAGCAACUAGAGGGUGCUGUAGCAGAGAAUAAGUCGUGCAAUGCUCAGCUGGAAGCAUUACAAGAAGAGAUCAUAAGGCUGAGGAGUGCAAGUAGUGUGAACUCACUUUGUGAUAAUGCGGAGAGUUGUAAACGGUUACAGAAUGGGUUAUCAUCAACUGACACUGGUCUUAGUGAUGUGGAGAGAGAAAACUGUAAUGUAGUGGUAUCCAACAAGCAACUUGAAUUAAAGGUUGUGAGCAAGGAGGAGGUAGUGAAGGAGAAGUCAGCUCUUCUAGAGAGAUUACGACAGUUGGAAUCAGAGAACUCUGCUCUUGUUCUGGAGAAUGAAAACCAGAGAGAUACCUACGAUCAGUGCCUUGAUGAGGUAUGUUACAACCAACUAAUCUUUGUACCUAUAACUCAAUUGAAAUCAUGCAUAGCUUUAUGGUGUAAUGAGGUUGAGGAUUUUGUUGUAUCCUUUUCAGGAAAAACUAUAUCGAUUGGUAUAAUUGUGCAUGAGGAGCCCUUAAAUACUCACUCUGAACUCUCUCUUUCUCAAAUUUUUAUCUGUUAGAAGGUGAUUUGGACUUGUUAUUGGACCACUGAUUUUAAUCCAUUCAUUGAUUACGGAAUGUUGUAAUUCUUACAGGAAUGAGCUUGUCAGUGUUAUUGUAUUUUAGGUCUUUGGCAAUAUAUGAAUAGCCUGUGGCUGUUUUACAUUUCAACAUUCAAAGUUAUGUGAUUUUCACCCUAUGGAUUGCCUCUUGAGGAGAAUUGGUCUGCAGGAGAAUGUCAGGUUGAACUUUACUUGCUUUCAAUUGAUGAGGCAAGGUUACGGUCAAAAUAACUUGAGAAAAGAUGAAAUUGGGAAUGACUGAGAUAUAAGACUUGACAAAUUCUUUCAGGUCAUGCACUUGACAGCAUUGAAAUAAGGCAUCUUCACUUAUUGCUAGAAGUAGUGACAAAUCAUUUGGAAGCAUAGAUCGAUUGGAGAGUUCUGUUUAUUGGAAUAUAGUCAGGAGCCAUGCAGGGAAAUAUAGCCCUCUAAUUCUCUACUAAAUAAACUAUACUUGCGUAUUAAUUCCACCUCAGGCAUAUCCAGAUUAUCUUGGCCUUAUUCAGGGGGGUGUUUUACUAAGUAUUAAGCAUUAAUAAAAGUCGCACAUUGAGACCAGAAAAUUGAAGGUGAGCUUUAUUGGGAGGAAAAUCCGAAUGAGGGUAGUUUUCUAGUUGUUACAUUUCAAAAAAAGACAAAAGCAAAAACACAGAUCAACAGUUUGAUGGCAAUGAAUUGAUAAAAGAUGGGUUUGACAGUCUUCCAUAUCCUGCUAGUAGAUGGAUUGAUAAAGUUGUCUUAAUGAUAUUUUUUUUAAUUCACCCAAAUGGAGUUAUGAGAACCUCAUAGCGAUCAAAGCCAGAUAUAUUGGAAAAUUACCAGCUUUCUUUUUUGAAAGCUCACAUAGGUAAGAAGAUAGUGUGAAGAGAUGAUGGAAAGAAAAGGGAACGAAUAGGGCUUCAAAUAGAAAUAAUCACAAUGAAUGGAAACCUGAUAUGUGGAUUAGUAGAUUCAAGAAGCCCUUCUAAAUCUGUAUAAGGCUGAGAUGAUUUGGGUAUCUUAUCCAAGCUUCUGGCUCUAAUCUCUUCUUAAAAUGUCAGAUAUGUUUAGUUCUGCUCAGAAGACCCAGUAAUCAGAUCUCAUCCAGUUAAGACCUAUAAGUCUGUAGGUUUAAGAUUGAACUCACAGAAAAUUUUCUUCUUAUGCUCACUUUGGAAACUGUCUGAUAUUUGACAAUAGGUGGAGCUAUUCCAUAUCACCUCUUGAAGGAGUUAGAUUAUUCUUUCCAAUAUUGUUGUGUAUGACGUAGUUAAUAUUUGUCCAUAGAAGUCUGGAUAUAACAAGUCUGAUUUGAAAUAUUUCUAUGAAUUUCUAUUUCUAUGGUGAUAUUGCACCUCUUCAUUGAUUUUGGCUUGAAAUAUUAUUCCUAAAAGGAGAUUUUUUCCUAGCCUCUGUUCUUUCCAAAUAACUAUUGCAUUAAACCCAAUGGUAGAUAGUUUACAGGGGCUACUUUACAAUUUAUUGGGGCUAUUGUUGACAUUUUUAAGGUCAAUUUGUCCUAAACCUCCAUGCAUUUUUGGUAUGUGAAUAGUAUUGGCUCUGCAUAGAAAGAUUGAUUGAGAAGGGCAGUUGUAGAAAUGGAUUGUUCACAAAACAAAUACCAUGAUUUACCAUCUAUUCACAACGAAGAGACAACAUUUAUGUGAGUAGACAAGGGUAUUUCCUGAUAGGAAAAUUCUGGACAUAUUGAAAUUGUUUCCUUCUACAUUAAUUCUUUAUUUUUUGUAUCUGCACUUGGUUCAUGAUUUCAUGGUGUCACCUUGAAUGGCAAUUAAGAGUCCAGACACAUCACUAUGACCGAAUGAGAGCAAGAAGGGCAGUAGACCAUAUCCUUCUUUAUGCCCCUAACAUCCUUCUAGCACUGAGCAGGUGAUAUAAUUAUCUGAUUAGGUUUAAUAUGAGGCUGGACCACAAGACUUGUUAGUAUGUCAAAAGGCAGACAAUGGAAACUCAAUCACUCUGCUACUGAGAUGGUGAUUCAGUGUUUAGUGAGGUCAUAUUUCAUAAUUGGAGAGUAUUGUUAUCCACUGACAUUGACAUCAUAUAACAGCUUUGGUAUAAUUAACAGGAUUGAACUCCAGAGUUGAUGGCUGAAGGGGAGGUAAUUGGAGGAAUGGAUGGAUCUAGUGCAGUGCUUUUAUCAUGCUUUUGAUAACAUAACUUUUUACUCAAUAAAGGUAUUCUGACCUACUGUCAUGAGGGAAAAAUUACAUUAAAAAAACUUACUGAUGCGACUAUCUUCUGUAUACUUCAUAUCAAAACAUAAAAAUCGGGUGAACAUUUUUCCUUUGCAAUCCCUAUUUUAUUGCUAUUUUCUCUCUUGAAAUAGAUGUAAGGUUAUAUUUAUUAUCCUGAAUGAAGGUAAAAAUGUGAUUUGAUAUACAGUAUAGGAAAUAUUUCAUUAUAUAUACAAAAAUGAUACUGAAAGCAUUCCAUUGUUAGGUUACUACCAGCAAAUAAAUCAUUUACAAUUGAAUGUUUAAGAAAAUGCAGUUGAAUAUAACAAGGUUCAGAUUUGUUUUAUUGUUUAAAAUGAUGGCUGGCUUGGGGUCCUCUCUUAGGGACCUGAUAAUUGGGAUUGAUGCUUCACUUGGUUUCAAACCUUGGUCACUGAACUUGAAGCCUCCAACUGAGCUGAUAAAGAUUUGUUAAGAAAGAACCAAAUGGACAUUCGUGCUCAUGUAUUCAGAUAAUGGCUAUCUGACCCGGUGUGUGUUGAUCUGAUGAUAGAUAUCUUGGUCCAGGAUAUAUAACUGGAAAAGAUCCAAUAUUAGAACUCUGGUCCAAAGAGAAGACAGACUUCCAUUUCAAGGAAGGAUGAGUCAAACCUAAACAUCCAACCCUCUGGUCAAAAUAUUUAUCCACUGUACAUCUGAUAAAACAUCACCAUUUAGAGCUCAAAAUAACUCUAAGCCUAUUUUAAGAAAGUUUUUAAAUUCAUUGCAUAGGCCUAUGUAGAUUUUCCAGAUCAGCUUCUGAGACAUUUUGUUUUGCUGUUGUAAACAAUGUCAAGUUCAUUUUACCAUUCAAGGUAAAUUAUGAACUGUUGAUAUUAAACCAAAAUAUUGCACUGAUAAUUGAAUGAGAGGUAUACCAAAUCUUUUUAUAACAUUUAAUCAAUUAUAAUUUUUAUACUUGAAAGAUUUAGAUGAAAUUGAUAUUAUUAAAUAUCUUUAAAAGCUAUAAAUUGUUGAAGGCCUCUGUAUACCCUGUCUGAGAACACCCUGCAGGCAAGGUAGCUGCUUGUUCUGGCAAAGUCGACCAGCACCAUGCCUAUCUUGAGAAUUUUUAAUGGGUAUGGGUGUACAAAAUUGCAACAUGAAUUUUCUAUUAACAACCACCUAGUCUGUAAAGGUCAGGCAAUCCUGAAUAAAGUUACCAGCUGCCUUUUUAGUUUAAAGACCCUGACCGGUGUAAAAACAAUCAUAUAUCAAAAUAAAGGUAAUGAUUCAUACAAUACAAAUAUACCAAAAAUAUUACAUAUAUCUCCUUCC